GGGUCGCCGCCGCGCGUGCGCCCCACGACGCCACGACACGCCCCGGCCGGCCGGCCCGGUAUCUCCUCCCCUCUGGCCGCCCUCCGACCAGGGCACCUCGAGGUCAAAAGCCCGACGUGAAAUCCAACCCCGAGAGCCUCCGCCACGUCCCAUUUCUUCCAAAGCGCGCGUGCCUGCGUGCGUGCGCAGGAGCCGGCCGACGUGACGACCAGAUAAACCCGCGAGCGCCGCGUCAACCAGGCCGGCCGGCCCCCGCGCGGCGAUCGACGACCGACAGAUCAUGCCGCGCGCUUCCGGCUCCGGCGGCGAGGAGGUGGAGGUGGACCUGUGGGCGAUGGCCGCCGAGCUGGAGCGGCAGUUCGCGGGGUACAAGCAGCGGCUCGCCGAGCGGGACGGCACGGCGGCGCGCGAGCACGACGACGACACGGGCGGCGGCGGGGACGAUGAAGGGGAGGCGGAGGCGGGAGGUCGCAGCAGCUGCAGCGACGUGAGGGGGAGGAUGUACGAGGCGUACGUGCGGCGGAGGGACGAGCGGCUGCGGGAAGGGUGGCACGCGCGCAUGGAGCGCAAGGAGGCCGAGGUCAAAGCGCUCUGGGCGCAGCUCGAGCUCACCGGCCGCGCCUUCGCGGCAGCGGAGAGGGCGCCCGGCGGCGGCGGCGGCGGUGACCCGACGGCGACGACCGCCGCCGGAGAUGAGAGGAAAGCUGAGCGGAGCGACGAUGACAAGAGAAGAAGCUCUGACACUGCUCUUGCUCCGAGGAGGAUCACCGGCAAGAAGCACGCGCGGGCCAGGAGCUUCUCGUCGUCCAUGACCACGAGCAGGAGCCGCACCGACGCCGGGAGGCGGCGGGCGCUGUCGCAAGAACCGCCACCGCCAGAGACACACGCCUCUGCGGAAGCCAGCAAGGACAACCGAGUGCGCCCGGGCGGCGGUGCCGGUGCGGUGACAACCGCAGCGACGGCGACACCGAAGACAUCUCUGCGUCGCAAGAACUCCGGGAAAGGGCACGGGUCCACGAAGCCGGCGGGGCCGAAGUUGCCGCGCUCUCUGCCCCGACGGGCUAGCUCAGGCGCCCUCGAGGCUCUCGGCAGAGAGGUUGUUCUGCUGCCGAACGCCGAUGCGGCUGCGCCCGUGCGGAGCAGCUCGAGCGAGUGUGCUACCCAUGACGAAACCCCGAAGGCUUCUCCCCCGUGGCCGUUCGUUGUCAAGGAAGGCAGUAGCGGCAUCACCUGUGCAGAGAACGCGGGGGUCGCCUCGCCGGAGUCAGAUCGCGGCGAGGCGUUCGAAGGUGUGCCGGAGGGCGAACCUGAAACCAAAAACGCCGGCGUCGAGAAACGCUGCGAAGAGAAGGUCGACGCGUCUCCUGACAAGCCUGGCAAUCCCAACGGAGAGAUCACCAGUGACUCGGAGACCGAGCCGAGCUACGUCUUCAUCAACAAGGACGCCGCCGAGGAGCAAGCCAUGACGGUUUCUGAGCCUUCGAAAUUGGCUGGUUCGGAUGCUGCGCUAGAUUCAGACGUGAGGACAAACGAAGAGAAUGCCGAAGCGACACCGGCGCCCGCCGACGCCACUGCCGCAGAAAUCGCGACGACGAAUGCCGAGGAAGCGCCGGCGAGAGAGAGCUCCGACGAGUCUUCUUUCUCCGUCAGGUCGGGGCUGAGCGCGCGGCCAUCAUGCAGCUCCCGGGACCAGUCCAUCGAGAGGCUGCUAGAAGCGGACGCCGUUCUCCUGCGGAAGAAGCGCGAGGAGCGCGCGGAGAAGAGCACGCCGAAGACGCCGGGCAGCGCCGGCAGCAGGGUCUCCGGCGCGGCGCGAUCGCCGAGAGAUACGGUGAGGGGAUUCAGGAGGUUCCUGAGCUUCGGGAAGAAGAACAGAGGCCGGGAGGUCACCGUCAUCGACUGCACGUCGCCGUCGGUGCCCUCGCUGGCCGACGACGACAGCGCGAGCGGAGGGUGGCAGUCCGCUGGUUCGAUCAAGCCCAGGAUGGGUUCCUCGGAUGCUGCCUCUGAUGAUACUGACCAUGGCUACACGGCAUCUCCACAAGCAGCUUGCUCUUUGCGAAGCCUUGUAGCUGCUUCUCCUGCAAAGUCUGAGCUCGCUGAGAUAGUUCCACAAGAGAAAUCACCAAAAGUUCAUCGUUCCUUCUUCACUUUCCGAUCGCUCAACUGCGGUAGGGGCUGAUUCAAGGCGUUGAGAGUGUAAUUAUUGUAAAUUUUAGAGAUAAAGGUUUCGAAAUUAGGUUGCUGUCUGAAAUCUUCUGUAUUUUUGCUUCGCGUGUUGUUCCCUUGUAUGGUGCCUGUACGAGUUUGUUAAAGGAUCUGUUAUCCGGCCAGAUGUAUACAUUAUACUACAUUAGUAGUAGCGUUACUGUGGUUUGUGUAGAUCCAUCCAUCGUGCAUGAAUGAAGGGCCAACGAAGGACUAAAACAGAAA
This is a messenger RNA of Setaria italica (foxtail millet), 2433 nucleotides long. RefSeq lists its product as uncharacterized. The transcript is spliced from 4 exons. NCBI's taxonomy places the organism in Eukaryota, Viridiplantae, Streptophyta, Magnoliopsida, Poales, Poaceae. Bases 281 to 2182 code for a protein of 633 amino acids. The record is from RefSeq and is a predicted model, not a curated record.